AUGUUUUUAUUACCAAAAUACAAUUCUUUUUUUAUUUUUUUAUUAUUAGCUAGUGUUAUUCCUAUAUUAGCUUUUUCUAUUUCUAAGUUUUUAGCACCUAAUAAUACUCAAGGACCAGAAAAACUAACUAGUUAUGAAUCAGGAAUAGAACCAAUGGGUGAUGCUUGGAUUCAAUUCCAAAUUCGCUAUUAUAUGUUCGCGUUAGUUUUUGUUAUUUUUGAUGUAGAAACAGUUUUUUUAUAUCCAUGGGCCAUGAGUUUUAAUGAUUUAGGCUUAUCUGCAUUUAUUGAAGCUUUAGUUUUUGUAUUUAUUCUAAUUAUUGGUUUAGUUUAUGCAUGGCGAAAAGGAGCACUAGAAUGGUCUUAA
Messenger RNA from Physcomitrium patens, 366 nucleotides. The record is from the annotation of a RefSeq genome assembly. Lineage: Eukaryota; Viridiplantae; Streptophyta; Bryopsida; Funariales; Funariaceae.